Molecule: messenger RNA, 2606 nt
Organism: Astrephomene gubernaculifera
Lineage: Eukaryota; Viridiplantae; Chlorophyta; Chlorophyceae; Chlamydomonadales; Astrephomenaceae
Source: the annotation of a GenBank genome assembly
GUACAUCAUAGAAAGGGACUAGAUGGUCGGCAUGCAAACCUGAAUACAUUUUCGCUUACUUUGGUGCUUGCAGUCUUGCGCCCACGGUAACGGUGUUUCCAGUCUAUUGUCAGUUACACACAGCCUUUAACCUAUAAAUUGCUACAUUAUGUAAUCUGGACAAUUCCCCAUAACAUUGGGUUGAAGCUUCUUCUGUUUGUCGCUGAAAGGACAGAAAAUGGCUGUUGCCACGGUUGCAGACCCGGCAAAGUAUGCCGAGAAUCUACGCAAACAGCUUAUGAACGAUCUCUUUGAGGGAGAUGACUUGGAGUCGGACGUCACCCCUCUUGGCGAUAACAUUAAUCUCUCUGACUUCUUGGGCGACGCUGGCAUAAUUAGCCUUCAAGAUGUCGACAAAGACUUGGAGGAAUUUCAGGACCACGAUGUUAUUAAGGGAAUUCUUGAGCAGGGACGCGUGGUGAAGGAGUACGCGCGGGAAAUCGAUGACAAGCUGCGAACCGCGGAGAUGGAGUCGAUCCAGGACUACAUCCAGGAGAGCGAUAACAUGGUGGAGCUGCAUGAGCAGAUCAAGACGUGCGACUCCAUCCUGGCGGGCAUGGAGCAGCUGCUGGCCAAGUUCCAGUCGGACCUGGGCAAGGUUGGCGAGGAAAUCCGGCAGCUGCAGGUGCAGUCGCAGUCCAUGGGCACCAAGCUGAAGAACCGGCGGGCGGCGGAGGGGCAGCUGGGCGCAUUCAUAGAGCAGCUCACCGUCAGCGAGGAGCUGGUGCGGGCCAUUCUGGACAACGAGGUCAACGAGGACUACACCGAGCACCUGGUGGCGCUAGACCGCAAGCUGCGCUUCGUGCGCGAGGACGGAGUGGCGGGGCAGUCUCUGGCGCGGAGGGACAUCGAGGGGGCGCUGGAGAAGCUGCGGAUCAAGGCGGUCACAAAGGUCCGCGAGUUCGUGCUGUCCAAGGUGUACCAGCUGAAGCGCCCCAAGACCAACGUGCAGAUCAUCCAGCAGUCGGUGCUGCUCAAGUACAAGUACUUCAUGAGCUUCCUGCGACAGCAUGGGACCGAUGUGUACACGGAGAUCCGCGACGAGUACAUUUCCGUGCUGUCGGGCAUCCUGGCCUCCCACUUCCGCACCUACCUGGCAGCCAUGGAGAAGAUGCAGGCGGCGGUGGCGGGCGCGGCGGACGUGCUGGGGGCGGCGGAGGGGGCGGGCGGCGGGGCGGGGGGAGGCAUCGGGGCGCUGUUCGGGAAGGGGGCGGCGCGGGCCACAACGGAGGCCACCUUCAGCCUGGGCGAGCGGUCCGCCGUGCUGGACCAGCUGGACAAGCCCGCCAUCAUACCGCACAUGGCGGAGUACGAGGGAAGGAAGUUCCCGUACGAGGUUAUCUUCCGCAACGUGCACAAGCUGCUGCUGGACACCGCCACCAGCGAGUACCUCUUCUGCUGCGACUUCUUCGACGAGGACGAGGGGCUGCCCGUGUUCCGGGACCUGUUCAAGGACAUCGUGGGGGUGGUGGAGGGCAACCUGGCGACCAACCUGCAGCUGAUCGGCGACCUGGUGUGUCUGCUGCUGAUGAUCCGCAUCAACCACGACCACCGCAAGCUCAUGCUGCGCCGCCGGGUGCCCUCCCUGGACGACUACCUGGACCGGGUGCACCUGCUGCUGUGGCCCAGGUUCAAGCUCCUGUUCGACGGCCAGCUGCACUCCAUCCGCCCCGGCUGCGAGCGCGCGCUAUUCGUGGACUCCCCCGCGCCGCACUUCGUCACGCGGCGCUACGCGGCACUGGCGGCAUCCAUGCUGGUGCUCAUGGCGGGAUACGAGAGCGGGGACCCGGGCAUCUUCAAGGCGCAGUCCUUCGUGGACUCCAUGGAGCGGCUCUGGCAGGCCAUGCACGACCUACUGCUGCGCAUGUCCAACCUGUUCAAGGACCGCCGUACGGGCAUCGUGUUCCUCAUCGUGCAGUACAAACACAUACACACCACACUGUUCGCCGCGGCGUCAGCAGGCAGUGCUGGCGUGGCUGCCGCUGCUGCGGGUGGUGGUGCGGGUGGUGCAGCGGGUGGAGGUGCUGCUGCGGGCGGAGGCGGGGGCGGGUCGGCGGCGGCGGGGGCGGGGGGCAGUGCGGCAGGAGGGGCGGGGGGAGCGGGUAUCGGUCUGACGGGGCUGUGCCACUUGAAGGAGUGCGAGGACCAGCUGGCCUCCUGCAUGGGUCUCUUCGUGGAUGACCAGCUGGCCGCGCACUUCCGCGACCUCACCGACUGGGUGCGCAAGGCGGAGCAGGCGGCCAAGCGGUCGGGAGUGGCGGAGGGGCAGCACAUACCCGGCUUCGCACCCGCGCAGGCGGCGCCCCUGCUGAGGGACUUCGCGGCCAGGUGGCAGGCCGCCAUCGAGAGCAUGCACCGGGAGGUGGCCGCCCAGUUCUCCGAAACCAGCUGCGGGCGGGACGUGCUGCAGGCCUCCAUGACCUCGCUGCUUAAGUACUACACAAGGUUCCUGGAGCUGCUGAAGCGGCAGGGUGCGGAGGGUCUGACGCUGGUUCGGGAGGCGGUCAACGUGCCGUCCAUCAUGUACGAGAUCAAGCGGAUCACCAAGACGUAGGGGAGAGGAGAGG